Ylistrum balloti is the source of this 4473-nucleotide messenger RNA. RefSeq names its product deformed epidermal autoregulatory factor 1 homolog. The coding region runs from base 171 to 1673 and encodes 500 amino acids. Gene Ontology annotation, molecular function: RNA polymerase II cis-regulatory region sequence-specific DNA binding; DNA-binding transcription activator activity, RNA polymerase II-specific. Lineage: Eukaryota; Metazoa; Mollusca; Bivalvia; Pectinida; Pectinidae. The transcript has 7 exons. Gene Ontology annotation, biological process: positive regulation of transcription by RNA polymerase II. The record is from RefSeq and is a predicted model, not a curated record.
GACAAAAGAUGAAGAAGUUUGAUUUUUAGGAAAACUACAGAUGGAUUAUGACAAUUGAACACGAUUUUAGGUUUCAGGUGUACAAAUAUGUAAGCAUGGACAGUUUGAAUAUAUCCAGAAUGUGAUAAAAUUAGUAAUUUACGGUAACCACUCUCCGCGGUGUUUCCGACAUGUCUGAAGUCGACAUCGCCGAAGAUCUGCCGAAUGGUGACGAUUCGGCUUUCGCGGACGAUCAGCACGAUGGAAGCGGUGAUGCUUCGAACUCUGUAGUCCAGGCUGUAGAUACAGAAAGUGACGGUCAUAAUACAAUAAGUGCUGAACAUGUAUUUGUUGCAACUUCACAGGGCCUUCUGACGGCUGCAGAACACUUUCAAGAAGCAAACGGCCUUAAAACGACACACAUCGUCAUUCAUGACCAAACUCUGACAGUUGAUUCUAGCGGCCUGAAGACUCCCACCACCCCAAUACCCCCUCCCACCCCUGCAACACCAUUAAGUAGAGAGAAGGGAUUGAAAUACCAAUGGGACGAUUCUGUACACAUGACAGUGUUACCAGUGCGUUGUAAACACACGAAUGGAGAGCUGCAUAAAGCUAAAUUUGGUUCAGGAGGAAGAGGUCGUUGUAUCCGAGCAUUUGAGGACGAAUGGUUCACUCCAAAUGAAUUUGAGGCAAAGAGUGGACGUGCCAGUAGCAAGGAUUGGAAGCGAAGUAUCCGGUAUGGUGGAAGAACUUUACAGUGUCUGAUUGAAGAUGGUAUCCUCCAACCCCAUGCCACCUCCUGUACAUGUGCUGCCUGCUGCGAUGAUGAAUCUGUGACAGGCCCAAUACGACUAUUUGUACCUUAUAAGAGGAGAAAAAAGGACAGUGACAGUGAUGCAUCUUCUCCAACAAGAUUAGACUCUAUUCCUGUGCCUGUUAAUAUCUCCAAAAAGCCAAGGAUGAAUUCUACAAAAUCACCGGGACCACCUGUCACACCAGUAUCUUUGGCCAAUGCUAUAACACUCGGAAAUCAAGUCCCAGUGUCAAUUAAAGACCAUGUAGGUAUGAUGGUGUCCAUUGGCAACAACAUAAAUACUCAUGCACAAACACCACAACCAAUCAAAAUGACAAGUGCUGACGGUGAGACAGUACAGAUAUUUACAACAGAUGCAGCGGGAAACAUUAUUACUGGAGAUGCAGUGGUUAUGACCCCAUUGCCUGUGACCCCUAAAGCUCCCCAGGCCACUGUGAUGACUGUACCUGAUGUGUCAGAACAGAGACAAUGGUGGCAGCUUGAGGAGCUUGUAAAUGGAGUGUUGAGUCAGGCCCAACAGAUAAAGGGGCUGAUAGAACAAGCCAAACAGCAAAGUCAAAUUUCUCGUGAUGCUGCCAUUCAUCAACUCAAGAUGCAGAUGGAUAAGGAAAAGCAAGAUGCUGUAAAUGCAGCACGGAUGGAGGCUCAGAUGAGCAUACAACGUGCAGUAAUGGAGGAACGAACCCAAAAAGAUAUUGCAGUACAGCAGGCUUUGGCUACAGCACGGGCAGAGUUACAGGAAAAAUUAGACUCUGUGACAGUGGUCACAUGUGACAAAGUGACAUACAAUGACUCAUGGGCCCACCAAGGAAGCCAGAGUAAUAUAGAGAGCAUCAUGGUCACAGAGGUGGAAGAUGAUUCGGACAAAGAAAAAGAAUAAGUGUUAAAGAGCAUAUGGAUAUGCUCUCAUAGGUGGAUUAUCUACACAAAGAUCAUACAACAAGACUUUAAUGAGUUAAUCUUGCCAGGUAUACUAAUUCUCAUUAGUCCAUUGUUCAAGCUUGAAUGUUUGACUAGGACUGAAUUUACACAAACCAAGAUGAGAUGCUGUGAUCUGAUUAGCUGAUAUUGUUUAAAUUGCAAUAAAACUUGCGUGAAUAUUUUCACAGGUUCUCACAUAAUAUCUCUGCCCUACUUAUUUUCUGUAUGAUUCAUUGGACCACUACUAUUUCAUAAAUAGUUAUAGCAGCAUAGUGGAUGUUCUUCCUUCAUAAUCAGCUUUAAGUUCCAGGAUUUCUACUCUUCAUAUACAUAUAUCUUGUCUAUACUCCUUGAAUGACAUAACCUAAGACUCAUAGAUAGCCAUUUGAUUGGUUCUAUUCAUAAAAAAAGUGACUGAUGGGAAGACUGAUACCUUCGUUCAAGAUCACAGAAUUGCUAAACCAAAAGCAAUGCUGGGCAUACAAAGUAUAACAGAUUACCAGAUGGUUUCUUGUCAUCUUUUAGAAAAAAAGGAUGUUUAUGAAAGCAUGUUGAGAGUAAAAUCUUGGACUUUGAAGUUGUUCAUUUGCCAAGUUGCAACUGGCAAUAUCUGAAGUAGAUACAAGAGAUACACCCACUUUUGUUGAUUUUCUUUUUCUAAUAAUUUUUCUGAUCAAGUUGUAAAAAAAAUAUGAUUACAUUGUUUACAGAGUUGAGGUUUGUUGAACUCAAACUUGAACUGUUACCAAGACAGGUAUACAGGUCAAAACAGACAUUUUUCUGAUCAAAAUCUCAGCAAUAGUUGGUAUUCACCUGUAACUCUUGUCCCCACCCCACACCUGUGAUCUUUGAUUCUGUAUUUAGGUAUACUGGAGGUCAAGAAGGCAUUUUGUGUGCCUUAGAUUUAGCCAUACAUGUUCAUUGCAGUUGUCCCUUGGAUUAUCCUAUUAACUAAAACUGUGUUAGGUAUUUGUAAUAUAUUAUUAUUUAUUAUUAUUGUUAACUGAUGUAGCACUUAAUUGUUAAGAGUCUUACAAAAACCAGGUUUUAUUUACCAUGAUUCCCUAGAUAUUGGGAUUAGAAAACCUUAGCAUCAGAGUUAAGACCCUUUUUUGAUCUCUUGAGAUUGGUACCAGAACAGACACCUUCAAGGCAUUGACUGAUCUCUAAAUUUUGGCAUCAGAAAAUAAUGCAUCAAAGUCAAGACACUUUCAGGUCCAAAUUUGAUUCUCUGGAUAUUGGUAUCAGAAAAAAAUGCAUCAAUCUUUCCUAGCUUCACAAUAUUCUGGAACAGAAGGCAAUUCUACAAUUUAGUAUCUCACAAAAAGUAUUACACAAUUUUAAGAAAUUGUCUUUAUCAAGAGUUGUUGCCCUUGACCACAACAAUGAUUUCCUAGGGACAAAAUUGUUGAAUCAUGUGAUUCUGUAACACACUCAAAAUUCUCAGAAAAAUAUUGCUAUGUGUUCAGAGAAGUCAUGGUAUACAUAAAAAUGUAUGUGCUAUUUGCAAAUCUACAUGUGAUCCCAGAUGUUUUUGAGAAGGUAAUGGAAUAAAUUAUCUGUUGUUUGUCAGAUGAUGUAGUUACAUCUGUUUUUUACAAUCUCCACACUAAAAUCAUGACUUGUUACAUUAUAGUUGUUUGGAUCAAACGUACAAAAAUUUCAAAUCCAACAACUAUUACGUUAAAGUGUAGCUUUAAAACACAACAUUACUGGUAACAUUCAGACGAAAAAGAACUGCAGUCUUAUGAUAUUAUAUGGAAUUAUUGUUAAUGGCAAGUGUGGCCUGACAGAAUGACGUAGUGUUUAUUUUACUGUUUAUGACCUUGACUGAAAAUAUUGUGUUACUGUCGAGGAAGAUAAAAAAUAAGGAUACAAGUGUACUCUGUAAUUUUAGAUGUUGUUGAAGAUAUUUGUGAUUUAGUUUAUGCUAUUUUGUUUGUACACAGAAAAAUUACAUGUACCUAGUCUGCCAGGCUAAACCAUUAGAUUUCACAGGAUUUAAGAUAACACAUUGUCAUUCCAGAUAAAUGAACUUUUGUAAUAGAUGUGUUUUUACCCUGAAAGAUAAGGAUGGAUAUCAGUAAAUAUACUAUAGAUACACCUACCAUUUCAAAGAGAACAGCUGUUUCUUAUUUAUUGGCGACUUUUAAAGUAUUUAAACCAUGCCAAUGGUAAAGACAGCCUUCUGUAUUUAUUGUUUUAUAUAUGAUUUUUAUAAAAAUAAGGAAAACAAAACAUUAAAAAAAGAUAAAGAAAUAUAAUGGAAAUUAGAAAAAAAUACACAAAAAUAUUGUUAAAAGUUAAAAAUUUACUUCUUUUAAAAAGUUCUAUUGAUGUAGGAUUUUUUUUCAAUUUUGUCAGCAUAAUAUAUGCCUGACAACUACAUGAACCAGUUGAGAUGGAACAUGUAUUUUUAGAUUACCAAUUAAUGAUGGUUCAUGUGAUUUACAAGGAAAAUCAGUUUCAGAAAUGGAAUUUUGGUAGUUUUGGGGUUUUAUUGUUUGCAACAAUGAGUAUUGUCAUGAUGACCUUAGCUGUUGCAAGCAUUCAAUUCCAUUCAUGAAGUUGGGACAGGAUGUGGUAUGUAGUGUAUGUUGGUUGAUGUGUGGAUGUCACUUUAGUGACAGUAUGGAAGUAUGAUGAUGUUAUUGUUAGCUUACCUGAUAUGUGUUCAAUGAGUGAUAAGAUGAAUGUAUAUAGAAGUUAAUGGAGAAGUUUGACUAUUUUCGUGUGAAAUAAAUGAAUACUUGAUUAUA